This is a messenger RNA of Rhododendron vialii, 2738 nucleotides long. RefSeq names its product glutamyl-tRNA reductase 1, chloroplastic-like. Gene Ontology annotation, biological process: tetrapyrrole biosynthetic process. Gene Ontology annotation, molecular function: glutamyl-tRNA reductase (NADP+) activity; NADP binding. NCBI's taxonomy places the organism in Eukaryota, Viridiplantae, Streptophyta, Magnoliopsida, Ericales, Ericaceae. The coding region runs from base 694 to 2352 and encodes 552 amino acids. The transcript is spliced from 3 exons. The record is from RefSeq and is a predicted model, not a curated record.
UUUUUAUUUUUUAUAGUAUAAUAUUAAUAAAGCAUUUUUCUACAACACAUUUAUAGGACCCAAGUUACCCAACAUAAAAAUUGUUAGUCCCACUCAAACAUGGUAGGUCGCACUCAAAUAUGAGGUGAGAAAUUGGCCGGCGAUCUCCAAGGUUGGGCAGGUGGGACCGUGGGUGGGCUCCCGAAAUGCUGCAAGACAGCUUUCUGUAGAACGCUGUAGUGCACUAUCACAAGUGUUCAAAGUAUUUUUAACGGUUCGAAUUAAAAACGAAUUCUUUUAAAAAAAAGUUAACUUUUCUGUAACUCUUUCCCGAAAGAAUUUUGUUUUCAAGCCGAACGAUUAAUUAUCGAGAUAAACCAUCCGGAUGAGCCUCUGCCUUGCAAUAUCCGAAUUGGCGUUAAGAUCUUCCAAGAUGGGGCAUGUGGAUAAAACGUGCAAUCCCCCCGCCAAUCACAACUCAAAGAAAUCUAAACCCCACCCCCCACACCCUCUCUCUCUCCACACAAAAAGUUAAAUCAAACCACCCCAGUCAGUCCCAAUCGCUCCAACGGCCCCUCAAACGUAGAACAAACGACCUUUCGAACACUGGACUCCCCCCCCCCCCCCCAAAAAAAAAAAAAAAAAAAACCUCCGUGCGAAGCUGAUCCACUCGUUACGGUCUCGUCAUUUUGUGCGAUUCAAUUCUCGCCGCUAAUGGCUGUUUCCACCGCAUUCACACGGCCGGUGAAGCUCGAGGCUCUACUCCACAUCAACAAUACUGCCGCGGUCGCCGCCUCAUCGCCAGCGGUGGCGUUGUCGCCGUCUCAAGUUCGCAUGCCCUUAAAACCAACUCGGACUACUAAACGAGCCGCAAUUAGGUGCGAGGUUGCUUCCAAUCUCUUAGUUGAAACCACUGAUCACGAUGUCAAUUCUGAUCAAUCAGCUUAUACUUCUUCAAGUAUCUCUGCUCUCGAACAACUCAAGACCUCCGCCGCGGACAGGUAUACGAAGGAAAGGAGCAGUAUUGUAGUUAUUGGGCUCAGUGUCCACACUGCACCUGUUGAAAUGCGUGAGAAACUCGCGGUUCCUGAACCCGAAUGGCCUCGAGCCAUUGCAGAGCUGUGUAGUUUGAAUCAUAUAGAAGAAGCUGCUGUUCUUAGUACCUGCAACAGGAUGGAGAUAUAUGUUGUUGCCCUCUCUCAACAUCGUGGUGUAAAAGAAGUCACUGACUGGAUGUCAAAGACAAGUGGGAUUCCUGUAUCAGAGAUUUGUCAGCACCGGUUUUUACUGUACAACAAAGAUGCCACACAGCACAUCUUUGAAGUAUCAGCAGGGCUAGACUCCUUGGUCUUAGGAGAAGGCCAAAUCCUAGCCCAGGUCAAACAAGUUGUUAAAGUAGGUCAAGGGGUCACUGGCUUCGGUAGGAACAUCAGCGGACUAUUCAAGCAUGCAAUCACUGUAGGCAAACGCGUAAGAACUGAGACUAACAUUGCAGCGGGGGCUGUUUCAGUUAGCUCGGCUGCUGUCGAGUUGGCCUUAAUGAAGCUUCCGGAAUCCUCUCACUCUAGGGUGAGGAUGUUGGUGAUUGGAGCAGGCAAGAUGGGGAAGCUUGUGAUCAAACACUUGGUAGCAAAAGGAUGCACUAAGAUGGUGGUAGUGAAUAGAACUGAGGAGAGAGUAGUUUCCAUUCGCGAGGAAUUAAAGGAUGUUGAGAUAAUUUACAAACCCCUUUCGGAAAUGCUAGCCUGUGCUGCAGAAGCAGAUGUUAUUUUCACCAGCACUGCAUCAGAUACACCCCUUUUUUUGAAACACCAUGUAAUCGAUCUUCCAACGGCUAUUCAGGAAGUUGGGGGUGUGAGGCUUUUCAUUGACAUAUCUGUCCCUAGAAACGUGGGUUCUUGUGUUACAGAUGUAGAAACUGCUAGAGUUUACAAUGUGGAUGAUCUGAAGGAGGUUGUGGCCGCUAAUAAGGAGGAUAGGCUACGAAAAGCAAUGGAAGCUCAGGAAAUCAUUUCGGAUGAGUCAAAGCAAUUUGAAGCGUGGAGGGAUUCAUUGGAGACUGUUCCCACAAUCAAGAAAUUGAGAGCAUAUGCGGAAAGAAUUAGAGUCGCGGAGCUAGAAAAAUGCUUAUCGAAGUUGGGCGAUGACAUCUCAAAGAAAACGAUGAAGGCUGUCGAUGAUCUUAGCAGGGGGAUAGUUAACAAGCUCCUUCAUGGCCCAAUGCAGCACCUAAGGUGCGAUGGGAGUGAUAGUCGGACUCUUAGUGAGACCCUUGAGAACAUGCACGCGCUAAACAGAAUGUUUAGUCUUGAGAUAGAGAUAUCUGUUUUGGAACAGAAGAUUAGAGCCAAGGUGGAGCAAACCCAAAAGUAAAGCUCCUAUUCCAAACUUCUUUGUCUAUACUUGUCUUCACUUUAAUAUGAAUAAGAUGAAAGCUUCAUCACCCUGUUGUUAGCACUUGUACUGUAUGUAACUUCAUUUUGGAUAGAAACCAGUAUGAGGUCCCUGAGCGUGCGUGAUCUUCUACCUUUCCCUUUCAUUUAUUGGUGGUCGUCACUUCCUCUAAUAUGGAGUUCUUUCAUGUGGUUAUUGUGAGCCUUAAAGUGUCCACUCGGCAUUGUAAAAUGUAGUAUAUGGUUGAGGCUUGAUCUGUGUACCAAAUGAUUCGUCUCAAGUCUGUCUGUGUAUGAAAUACUAUCGAUCCUUGUACAUUGUAACAAUUUACUGAUUAAUUGAAGAUUGAGGCUUGCUUAUGACCA